UCUACCCCCCCAUCUCUUAGUCAUUUCCUUGGUUCGGGAGCGAGUUGACUGUUCCGACACCGUUGGCACUCACGGGCUGGGUCACAGCGACUGGCUGAUAGGGGCAGGGAAAAUAGUCUACAUAAAUACAUUCCUAAAUGUCAUGAAAAUCCUCCGUUUGACUUUCUCUCAAGAAAAACCGACGCACUGACAUCCUAAAUAAGGAGAAAAAUCUCAGACCAUCCAACUGGAGUUGGAGAUUAUAGAUUCCUUUUUGAACUGAAGGUGUGUGUGUGUAUAGUCCCGUGAUGUUGGCCCACUCCUCUCUCCUGUUGCUGCUGUGUCUUGCCCGGCUGCCCGCCCCAUCGUCGGCCCUGCCCUUUGAGCAGAGGGGAUUCUGGGACUUUGCGAUGGACAGUGAUGUGGGAGGGAUGACGUCGAUGAUGAGAGAUGAAGAGGAAGGCUCAGCAAUAGAGGAGCUGCCCCCUCCUGAACUGCCCUCAUGCCCCUUUGGGUGCCAGUGCCAACGCAGAGUGGUGCAAUGCUCCGAUCUGGGUUUGACUGAGGUGCCUAAGGGCAUUCCCGCUGACACCAAACUCUUGGACCUGCAGAACAACCGCAUCACUGAGCUGAAGGAGAACGACUUCAAAGGCCUCAGCAACCUCUACGCCCUGUCCCUGGUGAAUAAUAAGAUCAGUAAGGUCCACCCCAAGGCCUUUGUUCCUCUGAAACACAUGCAGAAGCUGUACUUCUCCAGAAACCUCCUGACUGGCGUCCCCAAGAAUCUGCCCCCCUCUCUGGUGGAGCUGAGGAUCCACGAGAACCGCAUAAAGAAGGUCCAAGAGGGGGCCUUCUCUGGACUGGGCAGCAUGAACUGCAUAGAGCUGGGAGGGAACCCGAUCCAGAACAGUGGGUUUGAGCCAGGAGCCUUCAAGGGACUGAAACUGAGCUACCUGCGCAUCUCUGAGGCUCAACUCACUGGAGUACCCAAGGACCUGCCAGACAGUCUCCAUGAGCUCCAUCUGGACCACAACCAGAUACAGGCCAUCGAGCUGGAGGACCUGAGCCGCUACAAACACUUGUACAGGUUGGGCCUGGGUUUUAACCACAUCCGUAUGAUAGAGAAUGGCAGUCUAGCGUACGUCCCCCGCCUGAGAGAGUUGCACCUGGAGAACAACAGACUCACAGCAAUCCCCAAGGGUCUGCCUGACAUGAAGUACCUACAGGUUGUGUACCUCCAUUCCAACAGCAUCAGCCAGGUGGGAGUGGAUGACUUCUGCCCAAGAGGCUUUGGGAUGAAGAGGACGUUCUAUAACGGCAUUAGCCUUUAUUCUAACCCAGUCAACUACUGGGAGGUCCAACCCGCUGCCUUCCGCUGUGUCAGUGACCGUCUGGCCAUCCAGUUUGGCAACUACAAGAAAUAAGCACAGGGAGAGAGAUAGAGAGGAUGGAAGGAGAGAGAGAGGAGGAGUGGAGCAAAGAGGAGUGAGAGAAGAGGAGUGGGGAGAGGAAGAGGUUGAGGAGAGAAGGAGACAGAGACCAGAAUUGGGGAAAGGAGAUUAGUCAAAUUGCCCUGACCAAAUUUAAAUCUGUAUACGAGAGAGAACGAGAGAUGGUGAGGACAGAUGAGAGAAGAGAAACCAUAGAGAUCCUGUAUUCUAAUUCCUGAUUCUAACCAUAGAGAUUCUGUAUUCUAAUUCCUGAUUCUAACCAUAGAGAUCCUGUAUUCUAAUUCCUGAUUCUAACCAUAGAGAUCCUGUAUUCUAAUUCCUGAUUAUAUGAGAGAAACAAACAGUGUGAGGGGAAGGGAAAGGGAAGGAUGUACUUGCCCAAUCCACAUUUCCAUAUCUGACUUUUUUUAAACCAUGCUUUUAAUAAUCAGGUAUUAAAGCCUGAAAACAGGGUCAAUAUAAAUAAAUAAAUACUAUUGUGUUUGUGUCAAAUUAAUCAGUCCUCAGAAAUAUCUUUUUUUGAGGAUGGUUUUUUUCCCAACCAAAUUUCAAAGAUGAGAUAUAUGAUAUGGAAAUAUUUUGAAGCAUUCCCUUCCAUAUUGUUUUUUUUUACAAGAUAGCUUUUUUUUAAUUAUUAUUACAGUUUUUGUAUUAUUAUAAUUUUGGUGAAGAUACAUUACAGGUAAAACAUAGAAAAGCAAUGCCUGCAUAUAGAUUAUCAUAUAAGAGGUGCUCUUUUUACGUAUGUUUGUUGUGUCUAUUUGGGAGUCACAUUUGAACGUUCCUUCUAUUGCUAACAUCAGACCUAUCAGGGGCUAACUUGGACACCUUAAUCAAUUUGUACUGUAUGUCAUAAGCAAACCCAACCUAUGGAAAGAAAAUGAUUAAGGUUGGAGUCAAUUCCACUAUUUCAAAUCAGAUUCCAAAAUGUAAGUUACAACGUCAAUUCCAAUACAUCACAAAUCCAAACAAAAACAUAUAUUUUUGAUUCUUUUGAUUUGAUACCGCUGAAUUACCAUCACAAGUGGAACUGACCUCAACCUGGAGACAUCAGUGUCCAUCAGGCAGGCUACUCCCCAGGGGAAACUGCCCUGAGUCCGAUUCUUCCCAGGCACCAUUUUGUGUCCAUCCCACUUCAGCAUCCAGUCUUCUGACUCUAUACUGUGACAGUGCAAUAAGGGGUGAACAGCCAGAGCGGGACUUAAACCAGCGACCCUGCAACACACCACCACCUGUGCCAUGCAAGUCCAGACCCCUUGGCAGAGGCUGCAGCCAGGGAGGCUACAACAGCAGUGUUAGGUGGAUUGUUUUGCACAGUGUCUCUGUAAUGCUUUCUCUGCUGGGUUUCCUCUGGGUGUUUAGUCUGUGUAAAUGAUAAAUGGAGUUGCCUUAGUUCUUAAUGCCUUUUCUGUACUCUGCCAAGCUGCCGCUGCAUGUGAGAAUAAAUAUAUUUUCAGCCUGA
Messenger RNA from Coregonus clupeaformis (lake whitefish), 2892 nucleotides. It is a transcript of the gene bgnb, whose product is annotated as biglycan b. Bases 288 to 1403 code for a protein of 371 amino acids. Gene Ontology annotation, molecular function: protein binding. The transcript is spliced from 8 exons. NCBI's taxonomy places the organism in Eukaryota, Metazoa, Chordata, Actinopteri, Salmoniformes, Salmonidae. The record is from RefSeq and is a predicted model, not a curated record.